AUGGAGAUCUUUGUCACGCUGUUUGCAUACCCAAACCGGCCAACACCCGAACCAACACUCCAAGUCGGUACAGGGGCCCAAUAUCCCUAUCCAUAUUCAUAUCUGUCGGAUUAUGUAGAAAAUAAGAAAGAAAGAAAGAAAAAAAUACAGUGUGACCAUCUGCUGCGUAUGACGACAGUGCCACGCAGACAGAGACAAGAAUAUCGUGUCAAAUAUGGCGAUGAAAGUGCCCUUCUCGAUAUCUACUCUCCCUUGUACAGUUCCCUUCGCUGUGGGUCCCUCCAUCAUACAGCUGUCAUACUUAUUGGGCCAGGGGCAUCACAGCUUUAUAGGGCAGGGAAAUAUAAACAUUACAGACCAGGAACAUCACAGCAUCACAGACCAGGAAGAUCACAGACCAGGAACAUCACAGCAUCACAGACCAGGAACAUCACAGCAUCACAGACCAAGAAAAUCACAGCAUCACAGACCAGGUACAUCACAGCAUCACAGACCAGGAAGAUCACAGACCAGGAACAUCGCAGCAUCACAGACCAGGAACAUCACAGCAUCACAGACCAGGAACAUCGCAGCAUCACAGACCAGAAACAUAACAGACCAGGAACAUCACAGACCAGGAACAUCACAGACCAGGAACAUCACAGACCAGGAACAUCACAGACCAGGAACAUCACAGACCAGGAAGAUCACAGACCAGGAAGAUCACAGACCAGGUACAUCACAGACCAGGAACAUCACAGACCAGGAACAUCACAGACCAGGAACAUCACAGACCAGGAACAUCACAGACCAGGAACAUCACAAACCAGGAACAUCAUAGACCAGGAACAUCACAGACCAGGAACAUCACAAACCAGGAACAUCACAGACCAGGAACAUCACAAACCAGGAACAUCACAGACCAGGAACACCACAGACCAUGAACAUCACAGACCAGGAACAUCGCAGCAUCACAGACCAGGAACAUCACGGACCAGGAGCAUCACAGACCAGGAACAUCGCAGCAUCACAGACCAGGAACAUCACGGACCAGGAGCAUCACAGACCAGGAACAUCGCAGCAUCACAGACCAGGAACAUCACAGUAUCACAAACCAGGAACAUCACAAACCAGGAACAUCACAGACUAGGAACAUCACAGACCAGGAACAUCACAGACCAGGAAUAUCACAAACCAGGAACAUCGCGGCAUCAAAGGCCAGGAACAUCACAGCAUCACAGACCAGGAACAUCACAGACCAGGAACAUCACAGACCAGGAACAUCACAAACCAGGAACAUCACAAACCAGGAACAUCACUGACCAGGAACAUCACAGACCAGGAACAUCACAGACCAGGAACAUCACAGACCAGGAACAUCACAGACCAGGAACAUCACAGACCAGGAACAUCACAGACCAGGAACAUCACAACAUCACAGACCAGGAAAAUCACAGCAUCACAGACCAGGAACAUCGCAGCAUCACAGACCAGGAACAUCGCAGCAUCACAGACCAGGAACAUCACAACAUCACAGACCAGGAAAAUCACAGCAUCACAGACCAGGAACAUCGCAGCAUCACAGACCAGGAACAUCGCAGCAUCACAGACCAGGAACAUCACAACAUCACAGACCAGGAAAAUCACAGCAUCACAGACCAGGAACAUCGCAGCAUCACAGACCAGGAACAUCGCAGCAUCACAGACCAGGAACAUCACAACAUCACAGACCAGGAAAAUCACAGCAUCACAGACCAGGAACAUCACAACAUCACAUUGGAAAGAUAUAUCCAAGAUUUUUAG
Molecule: messenger RNA, 1782 nt
Organism: Penaeus indicus
Lineage: Eukaryota; Metazoa; Arthropoda; Malacostraca; Decapoda; Penaeidae
Product: spermatogenesis-associated protein 31H1-like
Exons: 4
Coding region: 1-1782 (593 amino acids)
Source: RefSeq, a predicted model, not a curated record